UGUCACUCGGCUCCCCGGGACCUUUGGGGCAGCUUCUGAGGGCGGGGACGAGUUCACGCGGUUUAGUCAUUGCUGGAGGUCGUCGCACGGGUAAUGAGGAGCGCCAUGUCGCCGACUCCAGCUGCAGCCCAGGCUUCUGUGUCGGUCUCCCUGUUUGACCUCAAGGCGGAUACUCCGGUCCUUCAGGGCCUGCGCCUGGUGAGCCACGCUCCCGGGGAGGCUCUAGCCCAGGCUCUGCAGGUUUCCUGUCCAGGUUCAGGGGAGAGAAUAAGCCCAGAAAGAAAACCACUCCAGGGUCCUCUGGAUAUUUCAGAGAAGUUGUUCCAUUCAACCUGUGACCAGACCUUCCAGAACCACCAGGAACAGAGGGAACAUUAUAAGCUUGACUGGCAUCGGUUUAACCUAAAGCAGCAUCUCAAGGACAAGCCUCUCCGGUCUGCCCUGGACUUUGAAAAGCAGAGCUCCACAGGAGAUCUUUCCAGCAUCUCAGGAUCAGAAGACUCGGACUCAGCCCGUGAGGAGGACUUGCAGAUACUGGAGGAGGAGAGGGCUGAGUUUGAGAAGCCUGACUGACCCCGAGGCUUCCACCCGCAUCGGGUUCUUUUCCAGAAUGCCCAGGGCCAGUUUCUUGAUGCCUAUUGCUGUGUCCUAGGCCCUCGCCAGGUGCCCCCAGAAGCAGCAGAAGUGCUGCUACAAAACCUGAAAAGCGGAGGUCCCAGGGACUGCGUGGUGCUCAUGGCUGCCGCUGGGCACUUUGCUGGUGCUGUUUUCCAAGGACAAGAAGCGUUGACACACAAAACCUUUUACUGCUACACAGUGCGGGCCAAGUGGGGCACAGCCCAGGGGCUUCGGGAUGCCUGGGGUGCGGCUUCCCGCUCUGCUGGAGCCAACCUGAGGCGCUACAGUGAAGACAUGCUAUAUAAGGAUGUUCGUGACCUGCUGGCAGGGCCAGACUAGGCUAAGGUGCUGGAGAAGGCUGGGACGAUACUGAUGCGUGCACCCCGCUCUGGCCGGUCCUUGUUCUUUGGAGGCCAUGAGGCUCCCCUGCAACGGGAUCCCCGACUUUGGGAUAUCCCCCUCGCUACCCGCAGACCCACCUUCCAAGAGCUACAGCGUGUGCUCCAUAAGCUGACCACCUCGCAUGUCCACGAAGAACACCCCCGGGACAGGUUGGAUUUACCUCAGACAAACUGGAAGACAAUGAGAGGAAGGAAGGCCAUUGAGGAAGAAAGAAAGGUCCGCAGUGAUGAAAAUGAGGCACUCGGGCGGAAUGCGGAAGCUCCCAAACAGGGUUCAGAGUCAGAGGGAGAGGAUGGCUCCCAGGUAGAGUUGGAGCUAGUAGAGGUGACACUGGGGUUGCUGGAUCUUUGUGAAUUUGAGGUAUUGCCCAAGCAGAGGAGGAGAAAAUGGAAUAAAAGGGAGAGAAACCAAGACCUGGAGGCUGGGGCGCAAAUGACUCUUUCCCAGCAACCUCAAGAAGAUGAGGCCUUUUCAGAGUCAGCCCCUUUGGGGCCUUCCCCAGAUGAGGCCAAGUCCCCUGGUCAGCCGGAGCUCUGGGAUGUGCUCUUGGCUGCUUGCCAAGCUGGAGGGGGGAUGCUGAAGCUCCGGCUAGCUGCCAGCCCCCUAGACCCUGGAGUUCUGUCUCUGCUCAGUGCCCCCUUGGGCUCUGGUGGCUUCACCCUCCUGCACGCAGCCGCCACAGCUGGGAGAGGCUCAGUAGGUGAUGUUGAACUCAUUUUUUGGGUUUUCGCACCUAGGGACUCCCGGACCCGGCCACCGUACACGGUUGCAGCUGACAAAUCAACACGUGAUGAGUUCCGGAGCUUCAUGGAGAAGAAUCCAGAUGCUUAUGAUUACAGCAAAGCUCAGGUGCCAGGGCCACUGACAGCAGAAAUGGAGGCGCGGCAGGCCAUUCGGAAAAGGGAGCGGAAGGCCGCCCGGCGGCACCGGCAGGAGCAGCAGUGGGAGCAAGGAGAGCAGCGGAGAUUUGCUGCCCUCAGCGACUGAGAGAAGGGAGCUCUGGCUGCAGAGCACCGACUAGCUGCCCGUUUGGGAGCCCCUACCCCUCAGGUCCCUGACCCUGCCAUCAUCAGUGUUCGACGCUACCGGAGCUGUGGGACAUCCCUCCAAGGCCUCAUAUUCCCUUUCACUACUUUGACUUCUUUCCUCUCCACACGCUGCCUCCAGGAUCAUCGCUGUCGGGCUGGGAAGCCCUCUUCCUGAUCUCUUACAGCUCCACCUGGGGCCAACUCUAGGCUCUGAGAGGGCACAUACACACUGGCCCCCUCUGGUUUCUUCUUCCCCACGAAACCAGAGAGUAUUUGGAAGAUUGAGGUGAGGGACAUUCAGGAACCAGGGCCAUAGAGGUGUGUGGAGCUGGUACUGGCUCUUGAAUUUUAAUCACAAUGAAGUUUGGCAAGGAAACUGCACUUGUACUUACAUUCAGACCUGUGGCCUUUGUUUCCUUACGGUCACCAUGACUAGCACCAAGGGAUCCUGCCCACUACAUGUCCCAGGUCCAAGGGUUGCCUUUCUUUCAGUGCCCACUUAACUCCAUUGGUUCAGAGGCACUUUCAGCUGAGAGGGAACAGAUGUGUGUCUUAUGCACAGUGGCAUUGAGGAUAGGCCUAUCCAGGAAUUGGAUUUGGGGCCGAAGAGGCACAUUUUCUAGCUCCAGCAACGUGAUUUUGUUGAGGGCUCCCCUAGGAAACAGCAGGGGUCUUGGCACGUAGAGGGUCUGUUGUGGCCCCCUCUUUGUCCAGUAGCGGCCCAGGUUAAACCCAUUGAUCCAGACUUGGCCCUGGGGAGAAGGAAGGAGAGGAAUAUAAAGGAUCAGCUCUCAAAGGGGUAGAAUUGUCCCCUUUGGGGUUUCUAAUCAGAGAAAUAAUUUCUGCUCUCCCUCCUUCCAAGAUUUUCCUCUCUUACCACCCUACUCCCCAGCCCCAGCCUCACUGUCAGCAAUACCUUGGUCCAUCCAGGUAGAAAGAGAAAUGUGUCCCCGCCUGAGUCUAAAAUUGGGAAGGUUGUAGAGUAGAAGGUGGGGCCAGAGGGAGUUUGAGGAUGUGAGCUUUUCAGCAACUGGUUGGGAAACCGCCACUUUACAAGAUUAUCAACUUUCAGAGGGAACAUCAGCCACUGGGUAAGGACCGUUUGCCCCAGAAUUGGUGGCUCCAAUAGGCCCUGUGAAGAAGGCAAAUGAAAAUUCAUCAUUCUCUAAGUUCUAAGGCCAAACUAUCCCUACUCAAGCCCUGGGAUGCAACUAGUGGCCAUGUCCAGAUCCCCACAAGCUGCUACUUUGCUGCCUAAGCCCUAAGGACAUAACUUUUUUUUUUUUUUUUUAUGGUACACGGGCCUCUCACUGUUGUGGCCUCUCCCGUUGCAGAGCACAGGCUCCGGACGCGCAGGCUCAGCGGCCAUGGCUCACGGGCCCAGCUGCUCCACUGCAUGUGGGAUCUUUCCGGACCGGGGCACAAACCCACGUCCCCUGCAUUGGCAGGCAGACUCUCAACCACUGCGCCACCAGGGAAGCCCAGGACAUAGCUCUUGUUUAUCUUCUAUUAGGCCCCUAUCUUUCCAAGGGUGUUCGGUCAAUAAGAAUAUUGGGGGGUGGGAAUUCCCUGGUGGUCCAGUGGUUAAGACACUGCGCUCCCAAUGCAGGGGGCCUGGGUUCAAUCCCUGGUCAGGGAACUGGAUCCUGCAUGCCACAACUAAAGAUUCUGCAUGCUGCAACUAAAAAAGAUGCCAUGUGCUGCAACAAAGAUCCCACGUGCAGCACGUAAGGCCUGGCGCAGCCAAAUAAGUAAAUAAAUAAUUAAAAAAAUGAAAUUAAAAAAAAAGAGUAUGGGGGCAAGGGAGUGGGCAUAGCUAGCUCACCUUGAAGUCACUGCUGUUAGACCCGAAACUGAGCCUCCCCAUGUUCUCCAGCAAGACAUCCAGUUUGGCCCCCUUUUUCCCCGUCAAAAAUAGGUUGUGUUUCAUGUUUCGUUCCAAAACACCCUGAAACACCUGUGGAUAAGAGUAUCUGUGAAAGGGAGGAGCUCAGCAUCUAGCCUGUGGCCACCACACAGGAAGCCACAUAAGGACACUGAUUUAGAGGGCAAAGAGAAUGUAGCCCUUCUGUCACUUAUCCAUUCAUAAUGGAACCUUAUCCUUAGUCAAACUCUUCCUCAUCCCAGCUUAUCCCCUCAAAUGUGAGCAGGCAGUGGGAAAAGGUAGAUAUGGGAAAUUUAAGACUAAAGUGUGCUGGGGAGGAGAGGAAAUGGGCUAAGAGAUAGCCUGGUAUUAGGUUCUCACCCCAUCCACCAUCACGUAGGCACGGUCAUGGACUCCAUUGUUUGGCACCCAGAAUUGUGCUGGCUCAGAAACAGUAUGGAUCAGAUAGGUCCGGUACAACAUAUACCCAUGGUCCUGGGUGUGUAAGAAUAAGUUUAUAAGCUGAGAGAUAAGAAAGGAUACUGUGGGGAAGAUGCAUAGCUGAGGGAACACCCGGUAUAGCUGUUGCCAUAACCACCAGAUGGGGGAUUAUGCUUUACCUGGUUGACAGCCUCAAAGGUCAUUGGCAGGAUUGAAUGGAUGGGCCCUUGGGGACAUAGGAAGUCUAGGAAAGCCAGCAAAUUCCCAUCCUGUUAGAAUAAGGGGAAAGUAUCAGAAUAUGAGGGAACUUUCAGAAUAGAGGGUAGGACAGGCUGGGCUAUUUAGAGAAUAAAGGGGUAGAAUUAGAGAGUAAUGGAGAGAAGCUUACCAGGUGUAGGCUCAAAGGUCCAAGCAUCAUCUUGGGGCUGGGGGGAGGUAAAGGUCCCAAGGGAACUUCCUGGAACUGAGACCAAAUUCUCUCAGGAACCAUAGGAAAACCACACAAAGAACCCCUAUUCCAAGACCCUAGUGCAGGGUUCUUAACUGGGGGUCCAGGGAAGGGCUUCAGGGGUCAUGAAGGUUCUGUAAUUUUACAUAUAUUUGUGUGUAUCUCCCCAGGGAAUCCCAUUUGGGUGGGUGAGAAAUGCUGCCAUAGGGUGCUCAGAGGGCUCUCUGGCCCAGACAACAACCACUGAUUUAUGGGAUCCCUUUACAAACAAUUUGGGUACUCCCUCCCCCCAAAUUAAUAAAAGCUUUCGGUGCUUAAUGAA
Messenger RNA from Lagenorhynchus albirostris (white-beaked dolphin), 5123 nucleotides. It is a transcript of the gene ANKZF1, whose product is annotated as ankyrin repeat and zinc finger peptidyl tRNA hydrolase 1. The record is from RefSeq and is a predicted model, not a curated record. NCBI's taxonomy places the organism in Eukaryota, Metazoa, Chordata, Mammalia, Artiodactyla, Delphinidae.